This is a messenger RNA of Cetraspora pellucida, 780 nucleotides long. The record is from the annotation of a GenBank genome assembly. NCBI's taxonomy places the organism in Eukaryota, Fungi, Glomeromycota, Glomeromycetes, Diversisporales, Gigasporaceae.
AUGGCCAUUGUUAUUAAAAAUAAUAAUUUCAUACUUAUUUAUUUGAGCGACGAAAAUGGUUGUUGGUAUCAUGAUUCUGGUCAACAAUAUAUUUUAAUAUGGGAAUGGGUUACUUUUUUCGGUUGGAUGUAUGCAUCUAUAACGUAUUGUGCGAUCGUUAUUAUUAUGGUCAUUAGAAAACUCAACUUAGCAGCAAAACAAAUCGAUACUUCUAAUUUUUCAUCUAAUUCUCGGUCAUCUAUUCAUCCCCCUUUAAUUAAUAAGGCAAUGAUUUUAUCAGUUGUCAGAAGAGUGAUUUGGUAUCCUGUGUUGCCGAUAGCUCAAAUUUUUGGCGUAUUUUCGCAAGAUAUUGCAGUUACUCGUACUUUCCAGGCUAUUAAACUACAAUGGUGGAUCUCCAUUGUUAACUCUUAUGAGUCUCAUUACCCUCAUAAAUCUCACAACAAAGCCAUUGAACUAUGGUUAAGAUACAUUCUAUUAAUUAAACUUUUCUCCCCUCCAAAAAUUACACCUCGAGUAAUUUCAUCUAAUCAUUUAUCUCCGAUUAAUUCCCCUGUUGGCAAUGAGUUUAGUGCCCCUUCUGUUCUGGUUGAUAAUCAAUAUGUUGUUCAAGGUAUUCAACCUGUUAAUUUAAAAGUUUUUUUUAUCAACGUUCCUCAUCAUCUCAUUGUUUUAAAUCCAUCUGAACCAUUAAUAGGUAGUUCGAUUGAACCAACUAAAAGAAUAUCAAGAAUCUCCGAAGAAUUUGAAGGAAUUGAAACAACAUUAAAAAGGCUUUAA